Penaeus indicus is the source of this 1450-nucleotide messenger RNA. RefSeq lists its product as uncharacterized. Gene Ontology annotation, cellular component: nucleus; cytoplasm. Gene Ontology annotation, biological process: response to heat; protein refolding. The transcript has 4 exons. Bases 80 to 1435 code for a protein of 451 amino acids. The record is from RefSeq and is a predicted model, not a curated record. Lineage: Eukaryota; Metazoa; Arthropoda; Malacostraca; Decapoda; Penaeidae.
CACUUGUAGUGAACACACCGCUAACUCAACAUCCUCCCUCUUAUCAGGUCUUAAUAUAUCUGUGCAAAGAAAAAGCAAAAUGGCCCCAAUUCAAAAGCACUUCUCUUCUCACGUUGAAGACAACUCAAGCAGUGCAAGCAGCAAGAGCUUCAAAGCCAGCAGUUCCUUCCACACAAUCAAAACGUCUUCAUCCCAGAACAGUGCAAUUGCCAGUGAAAGCAAAACAUCCACGAACUGUGAUCAGCCAGAGAAACGCAUCUCACACACUGAAAAUCAGGCUGAGCGAGAGGUAAUGCUGCCCAUCAUCUCACGGGGUCAUUUCCACCACGACUCGUUCUUCGAGAACCUCCGCCAGCAGUUCGAUACCGCCGUGCGAGACAUGCUGGAUCAGUGGAAUUCACACUCAUCCUUCGAGGACGACCUUCUUUCCUACAGACGAAUGCGAGAUCUCAACCUCACGGAAGAGAAUCAGGCUGUUUCCGUCAGCCAAGACAACAAGUCGCAUCAGGUCGUGAUUGACGUGCGCGACUUCAUGGACGGCGAUAUCAAGGUGAAGGUGGUGGACGACAGCGAACUGGUGAUAGAAGGUAGCGUCGAGAAGCGACAAGAUGGCGCCGUCUCAAAGAGCACUUUCUGUCGACGAUUCUCAUUCCCGGGUCUCUUGAAGGAAGACACUGUGUCCUCGUCCAUGUCAGCAGAUGGAGUUCUUACUGUCACUAUUCCGAAGAAGAGUUCCUUGACAAACAAGGAGGCCCAAACUAUCAAAAUCACUGCCUCGCACAAAAACUCUGCAGAUGCUACAAAUACACACCAGAAUAUCACAAACAACGUCAAAGCAAAACAAGUUAGUGUCGAAGAAAAAUCAUCAAAAUCAUCUCGAGCGAAAGUGCAAGAUCAAGCUCAGUCGACGGAGUCUCAGAACACGCAGGCUUCGAGCGAGUCGACGGAGGCCAAGCCACUUGCUCCCUUCCACCUUCUUCCCAUUUCCGAAAGAGGGCCUUUCUUCCGCGAUUCCUUCUUCCAGGACACUCGACAGACAUUCCAACAAGCCGUCGACCAAGUUCUCAAAGACUGGGGACAACUGGACUCUGCGAGCGACCACAUGGACAUGUACAGGAACUUGCGAAAGCACAACUUGCAGGAAGAGAACCAAGCCGUCGCCUUCAGCGAGGACCACCAGUGUUAUAAGAUUGUGGUGGAUGUACAAGACUUCAAGGAAGGCGACGUCAAGGUCAAAGUGGUGGACGAGAAUGAACUAACAGUCGAAGGCAAUUUGGAGAUCAAGCGAGACGAUUCCGUGUCCAGCAAGAGUUUCUUCCGCCGUUUCUGCUUCCCAGGAUUCGUGAGUGCCGACACCGUGAGGUCUGGGAUGUCAUCUGACGGCAUCCUCACUGUUACUGUACCGAAGGUAAGUCUAUACAAGAAUUUUCAUUAAUCAUCUCCUUUUACA